AAAGAAGAAGAAGUACUAUCAACAAUAUCUCCAUAAAUAAAGAAAUAUGAAGGCAUGGGUGAUAGGUUUGCUAGUGAUCUGCGCCGUGGUGAUUGCGGAACCAGUGGAGAGUCGGAAUUACAUAGAAUAUGGUGCGAUUAACAAGUGUGCCGGUCCUAAUCCUCCUCCAGGAUGCAAUCCUCCCGGGACUGAACAAAAAAACCCUACUCCCGUUAACGAGUAUAGCCGUGGCUGCAGCAAAAUUCAUCGGUGCAGGCGCGAUUGAACCGUAAUGAUGUUCAUCAUAUAAAAUUCUUCAUUUCAAUGAGCCCCGAAUCUAUUUGCUUUUCAUG
Arabidopsis thaliana (thale cress) is the source of this 332-nucleotide messenger RNA. RefSeq names its product RALF-like 12 (gene RALFL12). The record is from RefSeq and is marked reviewed. The coding region runs from base 47 to 265 and encodes 72 amino acids. NCBI's taxonomy places the organism in Eukaryota, Viridiplantae, Streptophyta, Magnoliopsida, Brassicales, Brassicaceae. Gene Ontology annotation, cellular component: extracellular region. The transcript has a single exon.